AUGGCAAGAACAAAACAAACAGCAAGAAAAAGCACGGGCGGCAAAGCGCCGCGCAAGCAGUUGGCAACGAAGGCGGCGCGUAAGAGUGCGAUGCAGACAUCCUCGCAGGGUGUAAAGAAGCUCAGGUACAAGAGCGGAAUGGUUGCGCUGAAGGAGAUUCGUAGGUACCAGAAGAGUACGGAAACGGUGGUGAGGAAGGCGCCGUUCCAGAGAAUGGUGAGGGACAUAACGUCUAAAAUACGUGAUGACAUGAGGUACCAGGCACAGUGUCUGUCUGCGCUGCACGAAGCGUUUGAGAAUUAUUUGGUGGGCUUGUUUGAGGAUGGACUGCUUGCGGCUAACCAUGCCAAGCGGGUCACCGUUAUGCCGAGGGACAUAAAUCUGGUUGGUAAGUUGAGAGGAAGAUUUGGUUUCUCAUAA
Molecule: messenger RNA, 420 nt
Organism: Vavraia culicis subsp. floridensis
Lineage: Eukaryota; Fungi; Microsporidia; Pleistophoridae
Exons: 1
Coding region: 1-420 (139 amino acids)
Cellular component (GO): nucleosome
Molecular function (GO): structural constituent of chromatin; protein heterodimerization activity; DNA binding
Source: RefSeq, a predicted model, not a curated record